Messenger RNA from Dictyostelium discoideum AX4, 390 nucleotides. RefSeq lists its product as hypothetical. The transcript has 3 exons. Lineage: Eukaryota; Evosea; Eumycetozoa; Dictyosteliales; Dictyosteliaceae. Bases 1 to 390 code for a protein of 129 amino acids. The record is from RefSeq and is a predicted model, not a curated record.
AUGGAAUUAGAUGAAAAUUUAUUAAAAAAAUGCGAAUACAUGAAUGAGAAAAUACCAUGUUUUUUAGUAAUUAAAGGUGAUAAUAAAUUCUUUCAGUCAAAACAAUUUUUAAUUAAUGAUGAUGAGGUAGAACAAAUAUUGGAAUUAUAUAAACAAACAUUUAUAGAUGGUCAAUUACUUAGCAUUAAUAAUAUAGCAUUUUCAGUUGAUGAAAAUGAUGUAGAAAAUAAAUAUUUUUGUGGAAAAAAUGAUUUUGAUGAUAUUAUUCAUCUAAAAGCAACAAAAGAUUUAGAAUAUAUAUUUAUAGUUAUAGUUAAAUCAAAUUCUGAAUUAAAACAAAAGGAAAUAUUUGAAUUGGCUCAUAAUCUUUUUGAAGUAAAAACUUGUUAA